Molecule: messenger RNA, 4427 nt
Organism: Pan troglodytes (chimpanzee)
Lineage: Eukaryota; Metazoa; Chordata; Mammalia; Primates; Hominidae
Gene: ALOX15
Product: arachidonate 15-lipoxygenase
Exons: 17
Coding region: 512-2566 (684 amino acids)
Biological process (GO): lipid oxidation
Molecular function (GO): oxidoreductase activity, acting on single donors with incorporation of molecular oxygen, incorporation of two atoms of oxygen; iron ion binding; protein binding
Source: RefSeq, a predicted model, not a curated record
GAAACAAGCAGCUCGAAUACUCCUGUGCGUGUUGUGUUUUUUGCUGUUUGUAAUAAGUCUGGUCACUGUUUGGGUUCACACUGCCUUUAUGAGCUGUAACACUCACUGCGAAGGUCUGCAGGUCUGCAGGUUUAGUCCUGAACCGCGAGACGAUGAACCCACUGGGAGGAACAACAACUCCAGACGUCCUGCCUUAAGAGCUGUAACACCGCGAAGGCCUGCAACUUCACUCCUGAGGCAGCGAGACCUCGAACCUACCAGAAGGAAAAAACUCCGAACACAUCCAAACAUUAGAAGGAACGAACUGAGGACACGCCGCCUUUAAGAAUUGCUACACUCACUGCGAGGGGCCGGGGUUUCAUGCUUGAAGUUGUCUCCCUCCGUUGCCCAGGCUGGAGUGCAAUGGCAUGAUCUCGGCUCACGCAACCUCUGUCUCCCGGGUUCAAGCAGUUCUCUCACCUCUGCCUCCUGAGUAGCUGUGACUACAGGCAACAGGGAGGGAGCGGCUUUUAUGCUCAAAAGGAAUGAGUCCCAGUGGCUGGCACAGAGAAGAAGGAGCGAAACAUCUUUGAGCAAGAUGGGUCUCUACCGCAUCCGCGUGUCCACUGGGGCCUCGCUCUAUGCCGGUUCCAACAACCAGGUGCAGCUGUGGCUGGUCGGCCAGCACGGGGAGGCGGCACUCGGGACGCGACUGUGGCCCGCACGGGGCAAGGAGACAGAAUUCAAGGUGGAAGUACCGGAGUAUCUGGGGCCGCUGCUGUUUGUGAAACUGCGCAAACGGCACCUCCUUAAGGACGACGCCUGGUUCUGCAACUGGAUCUCCGUGCAGGGCCCCGGAGCCGGGGACGAGGUCAGGUUCCCUUGUUACCGCUGGGUGGAGGGCAACGGCGUCCUGAGCCUGCCCGAAGGCACCGGCCGCACUGUGGGCGAGGACCCUCAGGGCCUGUUCCAGAAACACCGGGAAGAAGAGCUGGAAGAGAGAAGGAAGUUGUACCGGUGGGGAAACUGGAAGGACGGGUUAAUUCUGAAUAUGGCUGGGGCCAAACUAUAUGACCUCCCUGUGGAUGAGCGAUUUCUGGAAGACAAGAGAGUUGACUUUGAGGUUUCGCUGGCCAAGGGGCUGGCCGACCUCGCUAUCAAAGACUCUCUAAAUGUUCUGACUUGCUGGAAGGAUCUAGAUGACUUCAACCGGAUUUUCUGGUGUGGUCAGAGCAAGCUGGCUGAGCGCGUGCGGGACUCCUGGAAGGAAGAUGCCUUAUUUGGGUACCAGUUUCUUAAUGGCGCCAACCCCGUGGUGCUGAGGCGCUCUGCUCAUCUUCCUGCUCGCCUAGUGUUCCCUCCAGGCAUGGAGGAACUGCAGGCUCAGCUGGAGAAGGAGCUGGAGGGAGGCACACUGUUCGAAGCUGACUUCUCCCUGCUGGAUGGGAUCAAGGCCAACGUCAUUCUCUGUAGCCAGCAGCACCUGGCUGCCCCUCUAGUCAUGCUGAAAUUGCAGCCUGAUGGGAAACUCUUGCCCAUGGUCAUCCAGCUCCAGCUGCCCCGCACAGGAUCCCCACCACCUCCCCUUUUCUUGCCCACGGAUCCCCCAAUGGCCUGGCUUCUGGCCAAAUGCUGGGUGCGCAGCUCUGACUUCCAGCUCCAUGAGCUGCAGUCUCAUCUUCUGAGGGGACACUUGAUGGCUGAGGUCAUUGUUGUGGCCACCAUGAGGUGCCUGCCGUCGAUACAUCCUAUCUUCAAGCUUAUAAUUCCCCACCUGCGAUACACCCUGGAAAUUAACGUCCGGGCCAGGACUGGGCUGGUCUCUGACAUGGGAAUUUUCGACCAGAUAAUGAGCACUGGUGGGGGAGGCCACGUGCAGCUGCUCAAGCAAGCUGGAGCCUUCCUAACCUACAGCUCCUUCUGUCCCCCUGAUGACUUGGCUGACCGGGGGCUCCUGGGAGUGAAGUCUUCCUUCUAUGCCCAAGAUGCACUGCGGCUCUGGGAAAUCAUCUAUCGGUAUGUGGAAGGAAUCGUGAGUCUCCACUAUAAGACAGACGUGGCUGUGAAAGACGACCCAGAGCUGCAGACCUGGUGUCGAGAGAUCACUGAAAUCGGGCUGCAAGGGGCCCAGGACCGAGGGUUUCCUGUCUCUUUACAGGCUCGGGACCAGGUUUGCCACUUUGUCACCAUGUGUAUCUUCACCUGCACCGGCCAACACGCCUCUGUGCACCUGGGCCAGCUGGACUGGUACUCUUGGGUGCCUAAUGCACCCUGCACGAUGCGGCUGCCCCCGCCAACCACCAAGGAUGCAACGCUGGAGACAGUGAUGGCGACACUGCCCAACUUCCACCAGGCUUCUCUCCAGAUGUCCAUCACUUGGCAGCUGGGCAGACGCCAGCCCGUUAUGGUGGCUGUGGGCCAGCAUGAGGAGGAGUAUUUUUCGGGCCCCGAGCCUAAGGCUGUGCUGAAGAAGUUCAGGGAGGAGCUGGCUGCCCUGGAUAAGGAAAUUGAGAUCCGGAAUGCAAAGCUGGACAUGCCCUACGAGUACCUGCGGCCCAGCGUGGUGGAAAACAGUGUGGCCAUCUAAGCGUCGCCACCCUUUGGUUAUUUCAGCCCCCAUCACCCAAGCCACAAGCUGACCCCUUCGUGGUUACAGCCCUGCCCUCCCAAGUCCCACCCUCUUCCCAUGUCCCACCUUCCCUAGAGGGGCACCUUUUCAUGGUCUCUGCACCCAGUGAACACAUUUUACUCCAGAGGCAUCACCUGGGACCUUACUCAUCUUUCCUUCCUCCCUCCUUUCCUAUCUUCCUUCCUCUCUCUCUUCCUCUUUCUUCAUUCAGAUCUAUAUGGCAAAUAGCCACAAUUAUAUAAACCAUUUCAAGACUAGAAUAGGGGGAUAUAAUACAUAUUACUCCACACCUUUUAUGAAUCAAAUAUGAUUUUUUUGUUGUUGUUAAGACAGAGUCUCACUUUGACACCCAGGCUGGAGUGCAGUGGUGCCAUCACCACGGCUCACUGCAGCCUCAGCGUCCUGGGCUCAAAUGAUCCUCCCACCUCAGCCUCCUGAGUAGCUGGGACUACAGGCUCAUGCCAUCAUGCCCAGCUAAUAUUUUUUUAUUUUCGUAGAGACGGGGCCUCACUAUGUUGCCUAGGCUGGAAAUAGGAUUUUGAACCCAAAUUGAGUUUAACAAUAAUAAAAAGUUGUUUUACGCUAAAGAUGGAGAAGAACUAGGACUGAACUAUUUUAAAUAAAAUAUUGGCAAAAUAUAGAGCAUCAAAAUUUUCUGGGUUCAUAUGCUUGAUGUGGUAAAGAAUUAAAAAUUUUUUAUUUUUAUUUUUUUUGAGACGGAAUCUUGCUCUUGCUGCCCAGGCUGGAGUGCAAUGGCGCGAUCUCGGCUCGCUGCAACCUUCGCCUCCCAGGUUCAAACAAUUCUCCUGCCUCAGCCGCCCAAGUAGCUGGGAUUACAGGCGCCUGCCACCACGCCCAGCUAAUAUUUUGUAUUUUUAGUAGAGAUGGGGUUUCGCCAUGUUGGCCAGGCUGGUUUCGAACUCCUGACCUCAGGUGAUCCGCCUGCCUUGGCCUCCCAAAGUGCUGGGAUUACAGGUGUGAGCCGCCCUGCCCGGCCUAAAAAUUUUUAAAAAUUAAAAAUUGUCUUCUAACUGGAUAGGAUUUAACUUGUGUCCUGAAACCAGACACACUACAAAGGAAACCAUUAACAUAGUGAGUCCCAAGAAUGUUUGAAGAUUUUCAUUUCAAGGCUCAAGCAGAAAAUAUGAAACAAAAGUCAGCUGGUUGAACUGAAGAAGCUGCUCCUGGCUGGAGAUACGUGGCCUUAGGACUUCAGCCUGAGGCAUCGGUGUCUUAACCCAUCUGCCGUUCACCAGUUGGCAAGCUGCAAGUUAAUAUAAUUAACUGGAAGAAGACUAAACAUUUCAUUAUUAUCAUAAUGAGUACAACAACGGAUUCAAUGAACUUCAACUUCUGUAUCAUGUUACAAUUUGGGGAAAAUAAACUUGGAAAUUUUCUUUUUUUUUUUUGAGACGGAGUCUUGCUCUGCCACCCAGGCUGGAGUGCAGUGGUGCGAUCUCAGCUCACUGCAACCUCCGUCUCCUGGGUUCAAGCAAUUCUCCUGCCUCAGCCUCCCAAGUAGCUGGGAUUACAGGCGCCCACCACCAUGCCCGGCUAAUUUUUUUGUAUUUUUAGUAGAGACAAGGGUUCACUGUGUUGGCCAAGUUGGUCUCGAACUUCUGACCUCAGGUGAUCCACCCGCCUUGGCCUCCCAAAGUACUGGGAUUACAGGCAUGAGCCACCGCCCCCGGCCUUUAUUUCUUAAUGUGAUCAUCUGUGAGUAUUUUAAAACAAACUAACAGUAUACACAAAACAAAAGUGUUUCAUUUAUAAUGUGAAUAAAGUUGCUUCUUGCCUCUGAUUCUGUUUAAUUCUACAG